Anopheles funestus (African malaria mosquito) is the source of this 6685-nucleotide messenger RNA. RefSeq lists its product as uncharacterized. The record is from RefSeq and is a predicted model, not a curated record. The coding region runs from base 2531 to 6406 and encodes 1291 amino acids. NCBI's taxonomy places the organism in Eukaryota, Metazoa, Arthropoda, Insecta, Diptera, Culicidae. The transcript is spliced from 8 exons.
GAUAUAGCCAGUUUCGCCACGGCACUGGCGUGAUUAACAUGUGCGGGAACCGUAAGGUAUACCGCAAAGCCAGGUAACCAGCAGUUUCCAUCUAUCACUAUCUUCGAACGAUCAACCGAUCAACCUGUUGUGUGAGUGUACGGUGACAGUUAGUGUUAUAGUUUAGCGGCAAACAAAAGGCACGGCGACUAGUGAUCAUUUUGUUGCAAACUGUGUGAAAUUAUAUCUGAGUGCACGUUGAUGGGGGUGUAAAUAUAGAAUGUAAACAAACAUCAAAGGCUCAGCAGCUGGUGACUCAAGGGUAGAUGGCCACCUGCUAUCAAGGCCAUGUCAAAAACGUGACUAAUCAGGGAUGUAAACUGUUGACAAGUGACGCACCAAGGAAAUUUAGAUUUAAACAAUAUUACUGCACAUCACAAAUUUCUGGAAGCAUCUUGAUGUUUUCUCUAUGCGGCACCGUUAAAAAAAUCAGUUUUUAGUGAAUACGCUGUACCGUACGAGUGGUGCAUCAUUAGACGGUUUUCUGCUGGAGCCCUCAAUGUUCGGGCCCACCCGAGGACAUUCGGUUUCCAAUCAAACAGCAGGUUCUGUUGCGCAAGCUGCUCCAAUGACUUCAAAUGGUGCGCGCCACACGCAAGACGGUCAUCGGUCGACACCGGUUCUCCUUGCGGCUCACCGGUUUUCGCGCCAUAAGUGGACAACGACCGACGACAUACUUGCCCUCGUCCGUACAAGUCCGCGAUCUACCGAAGAUGGCCGUGUGCCAAUCCAUGACAGUUAAGUUGUAGAAGCAGAAGAAAAUCAGCACUACCGCACCAUCGAGAGCAAUCUGCUUAACUACUUUACGGUUUCGGGUUAAAUAAAAAAACUCGUAAUCAAUGCCGGAAACAGAGUGCUUUUGAACGCACGCAGCAAACUAGCAAUCGAACAUAGGAAUUGUACAAAAAAUAACUGAAAGUAUAUGUGUCUUUCUUAGUGUUAAACGUAUUCAUCGUACGUAAAACGUAUAUAACUCCCCAUCGAUUCUACGCUUUGGAUGAUUUGAUUUGCAUGUCGAAAAAUCACGUCCAGAUUACGCGUGGGAGAGAGAGAUCGUCCAUUCCAGCACGAACACGUGGGUUGACGUUUGUGACGAAUUCUUUCUGACAUACUGGUUCUACGCAUCUGGUUAACAUUAUGUACGAUAAAAAUAAUAAUCGAUUAUACAACUAGUAUGGCAGCUGGUUUUUAUUGCGAUGAAUAUUGCGAUGAUAACACGAUAAAUUGUAGGGUCAAAAUCUACACUCUGACAGUUACGUUUCAAUAUUACGGUUGAAAUCCAUCUUGAAGUGUCUCAUACAUUCAAAUCAUUUUCUUUAAUUUAUUCUCAACAUUGGAAAAAUUACUUGUAACUGGCUUGCAUUUACUUCAGAACGUUCAGAAUGUUCUACGUUAAUAAUCUUCAAUAUCCUCCUAUAUUAAUAAAAAUUAUUAAUCUCAACUGUAAUAAGCCCUCAAAGCGCAUCGUCUGAAGCGUGCCUUAAGUGGUUCCAGACCAGAAAUAAACGAUUAAUCGACCACUAUCGAUCUCUUACGUGCUUAUAGUUGGAAUGUUAUGCUUACCAAAUAGCAAUGGAAUUCGGCUUUAGAUAAUCACAUGUUUCAACAAACACACCGCUAAGGAUGGUUGCUCAAGCUCUUCCUACGCUAAUGAAAUGUAAACGCCUUCAGCGACAAACGUACCCGUGAUAGCACGCACGCAUCUGUAUAUGUGUGUUGCUUUGUUGUUGUCCAUUUGUUGGACUUCCAGCUUCCAUCCGCAACAGCGAUGUAUUUGCCGCCCGCCUGUACACGCUAAUAUGACCAUAUUUGUCCAUCUGCGCAACCCGAGUGUCGUACGGUGUCGUGGUUUGAUCGAUUGAGCCGAAGAUCACCUUACCGGGAUCGUGGCCCAAACGAAUUCGUAUACACACACGUGAUUCCCGGUGUCGCCAGCGGUGAGGUGCGCCACUUACUCGCCUAUCGCUUCACCGACCAUGCCCGUCUCUCUUACCGGUUACCAGUAAGCAGGCGUACGUGUUCUUCCGCCGUGUAGUGCCACAGUCGGAAGUCGUAGUCGUCAUCACCUGAGCUGGGCAGUUAUUGCGUGCUACAGCAUUCUUACACUCUUGACAGGUAUUCUAAUUCCGAUCAAAUCCAGUGCAACAUUUAGGCAGCACCGGUAGUAGUGCGAUGGUAAUUGUAGUGAGUAGAUCGAUGCCUAAGUCUAUGCUUACGGUACGUACGAUUCAGUGACGAACGGACAAUAUUAAAACUAGUAGACGAGUGCAGGUGCAUCUGGUGUAUCGGGCACACGUGUGCCAGUGUUCAUCUGUUUGUUUCGGGGUGCAGCCGAAGCAGAACAAGAUCAAACGCGGCAUCCAAUCAACCGAAGAACCGGUCGUCUCCCAGAUUUAACUGUCACAAAGCGGUGGUACGACAAUCAACCAACUUGAACGAAUUACCUUCGAGGGAUACGGCAUCCGGACUUCAUAUUGAUUUAGACGAGCAAAUGGUGCAACGGGAGACCGAAAUAGCAACAGCACGCCGCUCGAAGCGGUCUGUUAUUGGUGGUACGCCGGACACCGAACCAAACGCCAUCGUUAGUGAGCAACGGUUUGAAGGGCUCGCCCUAGAGGGCGUUAGCCCUCAGCCCGCCCAAAAUGUGGUGGAAGUGAAGACGGCGGCGGAUAAUGCCGAGGUUGAGGCAAUCAAUCGUGAAGAGGAAAUCAUUAAGAAGCGAAAAACGGAGCUAACGACGACGCGCCAGAUAGAGACGCGCGUGAAACGGCAGCUACUGUUCGAGGAUGGCAAGGUGGUCGAAGAUUCUGGCCCGAUCGUGUCAACCAACACGACCGAGGACACGGACAAACAGGAAACGGUACAAACCGAGCACCGUACACUGGGCGAUCCGGAAGGGGAUAAGUCUGGCAACCGGCUGGCCGGUGCUGGAGAGGGAAGCGGCAAUGACGCCAACCAGCAGCCCACCCUGCCGGUCGAUAGUGUAAGCAGCAACGCACCAAAGACGACUGGAGGCACCAUCGUGGCCCAGCCUCCCGAUGGGUUGCUGCGCAACAUCAAGGAGGAGGUGGUGGUGUCGCGGGAGGAAACCAAGGAACGAACCGAGGUGACCGAGCAGAAACAUUUUGGUGAUUUUACCGACGAUGCGUACCUGAGAGCGAUCAACAGUGGUGUGGACGAUAUACGGGAGCUGUUGCUGUCUGAGAAGGCACGUACCGAGCAAACGUCAAGCGGGCCACAACUGGUACAGCAAUCCAUCAGCUCACGGAAGGUCAUCGACAGUGAAGACACCGAUAUCCGGCAGCUAGCCAAACCGGACGGUACGCUCGUGACGGAAAAGGAACAAACGCGCCAGCACGAGGAGCUAUACGACGACGAACUGCCGGAGACGGAUGAGCAACGGUUGCUACCGGGCUACGAUCAGGUCGAUAGUGGCGAACGUGUUAUUGAUCAGAAGUCUUCCGCACAGCGAUACUACAAGCAACGUGACGAGCAGCAUGUGGAUCUGAUCGGCCCGAACGGUGAAGUGAUCGGCCACGAGAUGCGGUACGCAGCAGAGCAAACACAGAUGGACAAAGACGGUGUUGAUGGUGGCCGUGUUGGUGGUGGUGAAACUGGUGGUGGAUUGCUAUUCGAUUGGGAUAGUUUGUCCGAUCGGUUGCGUAAGGCACGCCGGUUGGGACGGCAGCCGAAAGAUCUGGCACUGGUUGGACAACCGACCAACAAUCUGACGGGCGUUGUACCGGUAUUGAACGAUCGACUCGAUGCCCUCACUAAGAAGCCGCUGGAUUUCGAUAAGGAAGAGGAAACACGCAAGCAGGAAACAAGCAAAUGGCUCGAGUCGCACUUCGGCAGCGAGUCACGGUCGUCGCGCGAUUCACGCGAAGAUCUGGACGAGCUGGUUGAACCGACCAAACGCACCUACUUCAAUGUAACGAUCAAAUCGGGUGAUACUGUUGGUGGUCCUGCAGUCGAACCGGAUGGGCCGGAUACAGGUGCUCCGUUUCGUGGUGGGCGUGCUGUACCACCGGGGCCCACCUUUUUCCAGGGUGUUUCCGAAUGGACGUCGGAUAGGACGGGUAGACGAGGACUAACGACAUCCCGCGAGGAUCUAUUGCUGGAGGGUUCCAGUCACGAUGCCGGCUAUCGAUCCGGGGACCGGCAUCGUUCCGGCAGUGAAGAUGCACGUCCUGUGCAACGGCAGCUAUCCUCCGUUCAACCGGGCCGUAGGGAGGAACCCGGUGUACCGAUGUACGCUCCCGCCUACCUAACGACACCACGCCCGAAAACGAAUGCCGAGCGUAAUUUCAACGCACGGUACGGUCGUUCGGUGUCACCGGAUCGGCACUCGAUGGGUCAACCAACACCGGACGGUCGUCCUACCGUUCCGCAACGACGCAAAGUGCUCGAACGGCGACAGGGUGCUGCCCAGCAGCAGCACCAACAACAGCAGCCGUACCAUAGCAAACCGAUCGGCCCGAUCGUCCAUGGGUAUGCACCGCGCAGUCGCUCCGUGUCUCCGAUACAGAUACCACCGGUAGUGACCACACUGCGCAAACCGUACCAGAAGACACGCUUCAGCAGCAUCCAGGAUCUAAGUCACGCCGGUGGACCGCAGCAUCAACAGCUCCAGCGGGCGGCUAGCCGUGCGCAGAGCACACCACCGAAGGCGAACCGCGUUGGUUCCGCUAUCGGUAACUCCAUCCGCAAGCUGAUGGGCAAGAUCCGCUCCGCCAGUGCGGAACGGAAGCUCAAACUCAAAAGCUCUAAGCAACAGCUGCAACAGCAGCAACGAUCCCAAUCCCCGACACCGUCAGCGCUGGCCGGAGGGCAACAGAAGCGACAGUCUGCGACCUACCAACAGUACAACGUGAUCGACGGGCACAUUAGCAGUAGCGGUGGUUCGCCGCUGCUCAAUCACCAUCACCAUCAAUAUCAACAUCAUCACACCAGUCAGUACGGAGGCGACGAUCAGCGACUUGCCAGCCAUUCACAACCACCGUUUGCUGUCAGUCACAAACCGAACGGUGCCGGAGGCAGACGCGAAUCAGACCGCAUUCGGGAACGAAACUACACGGAACGGCGUGGUUCAUCGGACAUACUGUCCGACAUGACCACCGAAAGCGGUGGGCCAACGCCCCGCCAAAAGUACUACCUUGGUGAGAACCCGUACGGUGGUAGCAUCUUCGGAAAGGAGAACAAAUAUAAUCCGGCGGCAGUAGCAGCAACAGCAGCAGGACGUGAUCGUCGCGAGGGACGUGUCUACACCUCCUCCCAUACACGAUCUUUCAGUCAGCCACCACAGACAAAUCUACAUACGCUGGGGCGGUUCAGCAAAAGCACCAAUCGGCUCUCAACGACGGCCGGUGGCGGAACCCAUUACGAGCAUGAUCCGUCUGUUCAGUACCAUCCCGGUGGAUCCGGGUACGCGGUGACCAGCUCACAAACCCUUCCCCGCAACGAUCAGCAUCGACUGCAGCGCUCAAAACCACUCCACUCAUCCACAAUAAAUGUAUCAAUCGUUAACACGGUUAACACAAAUGGUACGAAACCGCUGGCGAAUACGGGGCCAGUCAAACCGGCCCGCACCUACAAAGCCCUCAACCGGAGCAAAUCCUUCAACGUGCACGGAUUAAACGGUACGAAUGAUCCGAGCCCGAUCUACCUUGAAAAGCUGAGCCGCGGUCCAGUCACAACCGGCAACGGUGGAACUCCCGGUAUCGGUGCUGGUUUCUACCGCUCCAACUCACACCUGGACCAGUAUGCAACGUCCAAGGAGUCACCAUUGCAGCUGAAGAGUCCCUCGAUCGUCAAUCUGGUCAGCCGCAGUACGCGUGAUCUUACGCAAAGCGGCGAUUGCUAUCCGAACGAACGGAGCAGCCCGGAUGGCCCAGCGCUCGAUAAGAAGAAUGUUUUUCUGCGCAAUUUGCAAAACCGUGCCCCGGAACUGUACCGUACGCUGCACGGCGGCGGUACGGAUCCACACGCGAACGGCACACCAACAUCACGAGAAUACCUCAAUACGUACAUUACGCGUGAGCAGGAGCAAACGAUCGGUACCCGGUCACCGGUAACAAUCAACAAAGACACAGCCAGCAUCGUGCGACGCGGUAGCUCCAGUACCGAAGACUAUCCGGAUUCGUACCGGCUGCCGACGUACCGCAUUGACGCAAACGAGCAUCAGCCGCGAACUAAACACUACAGCAAAAAGACAACCGCUCCAUCACCAGGACGCUUGGAUGGGAACGCCAUCGGUGCUGGUCGUUACCGGGCAGAUACUGACCUCAAGUACCAGGACAUGCCAGGUGGGGGUGGAGCAGGAGGCGGCGGUGGUGGCGUUAUUAUCGAGCUGCGCAGUAAUUCCUAACUUCAAUUCUGCUCGUACUAUAAUCGUUACUAAUCCAAUGCUCACAGCGCGUCCCGUUAAUGUGAUUUUGUGCCACAAAAUGUACAAGCAGAGAUUGUAUUGAGUGCGUGUGUUUGUAUAUGGUAGAGAAACCGCACUUGGUUCUGGCUCCUACCACCCGUUGAGCUACAUACAUGCAUACAUAAAUACAUAUUCACACAGCUCGUGUGCCAGACCAUUUUAAUACAUUAAUGUAACACAACGUUUCUUCUAAAUAACAACUUUUAAAGUUCCACAAUA